CUCGUGAGAUAGCACGUGCAUUUUUCGAACUGGAUCCGAGUUGUUUGCCGUGAGUCCUGAAAGUCAUGUGAAACAUAGUCUAGUUUUAAGGGUUCCAAAGAACAAAGUGUCAUCAUGCCAAAAUCAGUUCCAAAGAGUUCUGCCAAUGAUCUCGUUAGUGAUGUCCACGUCAGUAGUAGCAGCAGUAGCAGCAACAGGUCCACGUUGGGUUCCAAACGAAGACACAGUGAGCUGGAACAAAACGUCGCGGAUGAUUUAAUCGAAUCUUCACGGAAGCGACCGAAUCUAGUGGAACCGGACCAAUCGGGCGUUGACGCCGUGGUCCCAUCCAAUCCGUCACCGCCGAAUUCACCCGGUACUGCUGUAAGAUCGGACUUUCUGUUGCAAGCUUUGCAACGCAUCCAGGAGCUUCAGGAUGAGAUCGAUUUCCUAGAGAAUGAUCCUUAUGCGGAGGAUGCCGAUUCGACGGAGGAGGAUGAGGAUGCGGAGUCCAGCUUCGAGCAGAGUCACCACCAAAUCGUGAUGGGUCACCAGGCGGAAGCAAUGGGAUUUGCUGUUUGUGCACGGGAAACCAUGGCCUUUCUCGAGCGGGAAGGUGUUUCUCCGGAUGAUCCCAUGCUGGUGAAUCUGAGAAACCGUUUGAUUGGCCGAUGUGAACGAAAUUUGUCCUGUUGAAUUUUGACACAAGAAAAAACAGAAUGCGGGCAAAACGCUGCGGGUGGAAAAAUAAGUGUGUGACCGUCUAGUCAGUGAAUACGAGUGAAUCUGGGUGUGAAGUACUUGCACACGUCAAGGAACAAUUCUAGUCAGAACUGUUAGCUUUGUAAGGAACCAAAGUUUUUGUAUUGCGUACCAAAAAUAAAGUUUAAGUCAUCGA
Malaya genurostris is the source of this 877-nucleotide messenger RNA. RefSeq lists its product as uncharacterized. The transcript has a single exon. The record is from RefSeq and is a predicted model, not a curated record. The coding region runs from base 115 to 675 and encodes 186 amino acids. NCBI's taxonomy places the organism in Eukaryota, Metazoa, Arthropoda, Insecta, Diptera, Culicidae.